Messenger RNA from Eutrema salsugineum, 3288 nucleotides. RefSeq names its product kinesin-like protein KIN-14G. Lineage: Eukaryota; Viridiplantae; Streptophyta; Magnoliopsida; Brassicales; Brassicaceae. The record is from RefSeq and is a predicted model, not a curated record. The coding region runs from base 94 to 3075 and encodes 993 amino acids. Gene Ontology annotation, biological process: microtubule-based movement. The transcript is spliced from 19 exons. Gene Ontology annotation, molecular function: microtubule binding; ATP binding; microtubule motor activity.
ACAAAUAACCUCAUAAUUUCACCCAAAUUUUUUUCCUUCGCUGAGUUAGUUAAAAGGAGAGGCCUUUUUGUUUUGAUCUCCGAAUCCCUGCACAUGGCGACAUCGGAGAUGAAUGAUCUUUCGUUCUCCGUAGUUUCCAUUGUGGAAGAUGUUCUUCAACAGCAUAGUAGCCGAUCAAGCGACGUUGGGUUGCUACCCCGGAGAGUCGAGGAAUCUUCUCUAAGAAGAUACGAAGCUGCCGGGUGGCUUAGAGAAAUGGUCGGAGUUUCUAGCGGCAGAGACUUUCCGGCUGAGCCUUCUGAAGAAGAUUUUAGGCUUGGACUGCGAAGUGGGAUCGUUCUUUGUAAUGUUCUUAACAAAGUUAAUCCCGGGUCAGUGUCAAAGGUUGUUGAAGCGCCGGAUGAUGUUGCGGAUGGAGCUGCACUCUCUGCUUUCCAAUACUUUGAAAACAUCAGGAACUUUUUAGUUGCCAUAGAGGAAAUGGGCUUGCCAUCGUUUGAAGCUUCAGACAUGGAGAAGGGAGGCAAGUCUGUAAGGAUAGUGAACUGCAUUCUUGCACUUAAAUCAUACAGCGAUUGGAAACUGAAAGGUGGGAUUGGUCCGUGGAGGUAUGGAGUGAACAUGAAGAAUAAUUUUGGAUCGAGAAAACCAUUCGUUAGAAAAAAUCCAGAGCCGUUCAUGAGUUCCAUCUCAAGAACUCAUUCUAGUGAAAUCACAUCAACUGAUCAACAUAUGUGUUCUGAUGUUGGGCAAGAUCUUAGUGAAAAAGGAGAUUCUAGAUCUAUCAACGCGCUUGUUCGCUCAUUUAUUUCAGAGAGAAAGCCUGAAGAAAUUCCAAGUGUUGUAGAGUCUGUGUUGAACAAAGUUAUGGAAGAAGUCCAGCAGCGGUUGUCAAUCCACAAUGAAAUGAUCAAAACAAGUUCAAAGCCUAUUCCAGAAGAUGAUUCUUCCUGUGAGACAGUGGUACGGUCUCAGCAGCGUGACGUAAGACAACAUGAGGAAGCAAAAGAAAACAGUCCGUCACAGGUCGUACAAGAAAAUUUUCAAAGACCAAAUACUGAACGCUACGAAGAACAGGGGAUUCUUCUGAAUCAACAAAAACACAUCCAGGAGUUGAAGCAAAGUUUAAAUACUACAAAAGAGGGAAUGAAUUUACUGCAGAUGAAGUAUCAAGAAGAUUUCUUUCACUUAGGAAAGCAUUUAAAUGGUUUAGCUUAUGCGGCUACGGGAUACAAAAGAGUUCUUGAAGAAAACCGCAAAUUGUACAAUCUAGUGCAGGACCUAAAAGGAAAUAUACGAGUGUACUGUCGGGUUAGGCCAUUUUUGCCAGGGCAACCAACUACUUUGAGUACCGUGGAACACAUAGAGGAAGGGACUAUCACGAUCAGAUUACCACCGAAUUAUGGGAAAGAAGGACGAAAACCAUUUAUGUUCAACAAAGUCUUUGGUCCUUCUGCAACACAAGAGGAAGUGUUUUCAGACAUGCAGCCUUUGGUACGGUCGGUUCUUGAUGGCUACAAUGUCUGCAUCUUUGCGUACGGCCAAACCGGUUCGGGGAAAACUUUUACCAUGACAGGGCCUAAGGAAUUGACUGAAGAAAGCCUAGGUGUGAACUACAGGGCACUGGCAGAUCUGUUUUUUCUAUCAAAUCAAAGAAAAGACACGACCAGCUACGAAAUCUCGGUUCAGAUGCUUGAAAUUUACAACGAGCAAGUUAGAGAUCUACUUGCCACAGACGGCCCAACUAAAAGGUUAGAAAUCAGAAACAACUCUCACAAUGGAAUAAACGUUCCGGAAGCAAGUCUAGUGCCUGUCUCAUCGACGGCUGACGUUAUACAGCUGAUGGAUAUGGGACAUAUGAACCGUGCAGUGAGCUCUACAGCCAUGAAUGACAGAAGUAGUCGAUCUCAUAGCUGUGUCACUGUUCAUGUUCAAGGCAGAGACCUCACGUCUGGGACUAUCCUCCAUGGCUCUAUGCAUCUGGUUGAUCUUGCAGGAAGCGAGAGAGUGGACAAGUCCGAGGUGACUGGAGACAGGCUGAAAGAGGCUCAACACAUCAACAAGUCCCUCUCGGCUCUUGGGGAUGUUAUCUCUUCGCUUUCACAAAAGACAUCUCAUGUGCCUUACAGAAACAGUAAACUCACACAGCUGCUGCAGGACUCCCUCGGUGGAUCAGCCAAGACGCUUAUGUUUGUCCACAUUAGUCCAGAAGCUGAAACUCUUGGAGAAACAAUUAGCACUCUAAAGUUUGCUGAAAGAGUAGGGAGUGUCGAGCUAGGCGCUGCUCGUGUGAACAAAGAUAACUCAGAGGUCAAGGAGCUUAAAGAACAGAUUGCUAAUCUUAAAAUGGCUCUAGCGAGGAAAGGAAAUGGCAAUGAUAUACCACCAAGCUCUAUACCGCUAAACCGUGAGAGAAUAUCCAGAAGAAGAUCACUUGAAACUCCUUCCAUUCGACCCAAAAUUCCUACCUUGGGAAAUGCACCAAGCAACCUUAGGCCCCAGAUUAUGGAUCUAAGUGGACCAGAGGCUUUUAGCGAUACAGCAUCUUCAAGAAGACACAGCUUAGACCUUCAUGAGCUAAUGCAAUCACCUUCUCCGUCUUGGCCGAGGAAAUCGCUCAAUGUAAAAGACGAGGACAGAGAAUCUAAGUCAGGGGAGUGGAUCGAUAAGCACGAAGAGUCAGUCCAAGCUGACAUUCCAAAGUCUGCCGAGAAAUUCUACCAGUCAAUUACCCCACCACAACAACAAUCACUAAAUGGUGGGAAGCAAGAUUUUGAAGUGCAGAGUAUUAUAGAUAACGAAUCUGAUGAAGGCACAACUAGCGAUUGCUCAGACUCUGAUUUGAUGUGGCGAUUGAGUGUUCAAGUGAAUGUGCCCAGAGUUUCUAAUAUGCAAGGCUCAGCAAACCCUAAACCAAAGAAAAUUCAGCCCAAAACUACUAAGCCCUCAGAAACCAGAAGUUUAAUCCCUUCGCUGAUUCCAGCACCAAGCAAGAGACCUCCGACCACCGUGAGUUCGCAGCCGCAACGACCAACAAGAGAUGGAAAACGCAGACUGAGUUUAGGCAGCAAGUGAACAUGUUUUCACCAGUUUUAUAAAACAAAAGAAGGAUACAGAAAGAUUUGUUUUUGUAUAUUGUGAGAAAGUGCUAUCUGUUUUGGCCGACACUCUUUGUGCCAUGAAGGUAAAAAGUCUUAGGUUGGUGCUUUGAGUGUAGAGAAAACGAUUCCUUUUUUUGGAUUUUUGACUUGUGUAUGCAUAUAUAUAAUUUGAUGUUUAUUUAAACAA